Messenger RNA from Spodoptera litura, 1549 nucleotides. RefSeq lists its product as uncharacterized. Gene Ontology annotation, molecular function: protein binding. The record is from RefSeq and is a predicted model, not a curated record. Lineage: Eukaryota; Metazoa; Arthropoda; Insecta; Lepidoptera; Noctuidae.
ACUUUUCGAUAGUGAUAUACCGAGUUUUUUUAGAGAUAUUAUAUCUUGUAUGAAUUUAUUUUUCUAUAUUUUCACAAAUGGAGAUUGAUGAGACUGCCGUCAGUGGGGAAAUACAGCCGACUACGGACCGCCCAACACCGGCUGACUUUGAUAAAUAUUUGCCUUGGGCAUGUGCCCAAUUGUCAGCAGAAGCUGAUGUAGUGGUGAUACGGAGCCUCCUCAAAACAUACCAAAGUUCUGCGACAUCAGAACGCUCAGCUAAAUCCAAAAAAAGCAAACCAAAGCCUUCGUCUAUCCUAACACCUACAUCAGGGACUGAUUUUGAGGAAAAAACUUCAAAAUUUGACAAAAAUUUAAUGGGAGCAGACAAAUAUAUAACAGUUGAAACCGUUUACGAUAGCCUUGGAAAUCUUGUACAACUAAAGUUUCUCAACAACAUUGUUCCAAUACCUGCAAAGGUUAUAAAAAUGAUCGGCCUUCUAAUCCCAUUUCAAAAGCACUUGACGAACAUCACUAUAAAUAGUGGUAUGCACGCUGACACGAUUUAUGAAAUAUCGAAAUACCUAUCAAGUUCUCAUAUUACCGAACUAUGCUUAGAUGGUGCAUUUAUCCCUGAAGCCAAUUAUGAUUUAUUGCUAACGGAAUGUCAUUUGAAAUAUCUAUCUUUAUCCAAAUGCAAAAUAAAUGAUACAGUUGUGAAAACAAUAGUAAAUAAAUUGUAUUUUACCUUACCUGCAUCAAAUUCACUGUCAGCAUUAUCCUUGGCGACAAAUGGAAUCACUGAUGUUGGUGCAAAAUAUCUAGCAGAUGUACUGAGAUCAAAUAGAAAACUCAGCUAUUUGAAUUUAGCAGACAAUAUGAUCGGCGAUGAAGGUGCAAUGAGCAUUCUCGAUGUUUUACAAAAUUUUCGUAUAACUACUAAUGAGUUAAGAGAAUCUAGAUCCAGAUACAUGAAAUAUUUAAAAAUUAAAAUUGAAUUAGUUGCAUCACUUAUUACGGGACUGAAUGAAACUGAAGUUAAGAAAGUCGUCAAGAAAAAGAAUAAUAAAACUGGGUUAAGGAGGAACAGGUCGUUGGAUAGAGAUAUAACAACACCUAGGUCUAGUAUGGAUAGAGGCUCAAUCAUUGCUCAUGAACAGUAUUUGCGUGAUCGAGCUCGAUCUUUAGCUGAGGCCAAAUUAGGUGGUUUCCAGGAUCCGUUCAGUUUAACGAACACGGAAGAGAAGGAUGGUUGUUUUUACUGCUAUGGCAAUAACACCCUUAGUUACUUAAACAUUGCUUAUAAUAAUAUCAGUCAUAUCACUAUAAAGAGAUUAUAUGAAGUUUUGGUAACACAGAAAUAUUUUAAUAGGAAUCCUAGAGGUUUGGUAAAUGUGGUUAUUGAGGGUAACAACCUGCCCAUGCUUUGUGUGGAACUGCAGGGUAUUAACAAUAUUAUUGGGUCUAAUUUGAAUAAUAUACAGAAAGCAACUAAUGGAACGAUGAAAAAGAAAUCUGUUGCUGGAAAGCCUAGUGGCAAGCAAUCAAUUAUCUCAUAAUUGCUGACAUG